AUCAAAUGUACCUAACUAAAUUAUUUUGAUCACAGUUUUACAUCAGUAUUUCGGUGGCAUUUUUAUUUAAAUUUGUUUUUAUGCAUAUAAUCAUUAUGGAGGCAACAUUAAUAAAGGUACGUUUAAAAUGUUGUAUUUCAAAAAUGUCUUAUGAAACGUGUUGAUAAUAUUUUAUUUAUUUAUUCUUUUUUUCCCAUUAUUUUAAUUAAUAUUCUCGUUCUCAACCUUGUAAAACUCCACCAUCACAUUCUUGAACAGCAACCCCCGGAAAAGGCCCACGAAUGUUGAUUUGUCACACAUACUGUAUACAGUAGUUUAUUGGUCGACUCUCGUCCUCCAUGACAGAUGUUGCUCAGAGGCUCCAGCCGCAGCCUGGUCUGACUUUUAGGGCUGACUUCCCAGAGAUGUCACCACACUGGUGCCACCUGCUGUAUCUGCAGCGCUGACACGCAUCGAUGCUCUCGACAAUCAGCGCAUCAGGAGCUCGCAGGCUCUGUGUCCCGGCAUGGGCCCGGAAGUUGUUUGGGAUUCCCAGGUAAAGAAAAAAAAAUCCUGGAGAUGCUGUCGUCGCCUGGGAAAACAAACAGCUCUCGGGAAACAUAAGGAAGGACAGCGGUGAUCGGUGGCCAGGUAAACGGGAGGCCGGUGGAUUGCGCCGCGGCACUCGGCAACUGAUGAGAGAAUGAAUGCUGAUGACUGCAAUGGGCGCUCAUAUACACAAGGUAAUGGAGGAGAGACAUCAAUGGAACAGGACUUUUAUGGCCCAGUGCAGGGCCCUGCGAGAUCACCCAACAGUCAGCAGUCAUCACCACGCCGCUCUCUUAGUGCGAACUCCAUCAAGGUUGAACUGUGCAGCGAAGAUGAGUCACCGGGAGCUCAACAGCCAGAGAGCAGAGAAGCUGUGAAGGAAGACAGCAGGAAGGAUGGUGGAGGAGACCCUAUGGAAGAAGGGAACACACAGUUCACUGGAGCUCCCAGAGACAGAGUGACCAUCUACAGUGAGAUGGCCAGUCCGAACGCUGCUUCGCCAGGACCUAUCCGUCUCCCCAACGGGAAGCUCCAGUGUGAGGUCUGUGGGAUAGAAUGCGUUGGACCCAACGUGCUGAUGGUGCAUAAACGUAGCCACACAGGUGAGAGGCCAUUCCAUUGUAACCAGUGCGGAGCCUCUUUCACUCAGAAGGGAAACUUGCUGCGUCACAUUAAGCUGCAUUCAGGAGAAAAGCCUUUCAAAUGUCCAUCCUGUAACUAUGCCUGUCGCCGCAGAGAUGCUCUGGCUGGACAUCUGCGCACACAUGCAGCCUCUUCUCCAAUGAUGGGAAAACCGUUUAAGUGCAACUACUGUAGCCGCAGCUACAAACAACAAAGCACACUGGAGGAACAUCUGGAAUGCUGCCAAAAUUAUCUGAAGAGCCUGGACCAUCAGGCCACAGUCAACAGGCAGUCGAAAACACAGGGUGAAGAGUCGGCAAACAUGGAGAUAAUAAGAAAACGUGUUCUGCAGCCGUCCAGUGAAAGAAUCCAGUUUGUGGAGAGACUGGCCAAUAGUAUAACCAAACGCAAGAGGUCGACACCACAGAAGUUUCUGGGUGAAAAGCACAUGCACCUUAACCCGCCUGAAGCACCUUAUGAAUUGUCCUCUGGAUCUGAGAAAGAUGGCGACCUCAUGAGCUCUCAGCCGACAGGAGACUCUGCUGGGCUGCCCAGCUCGCGACUGCAAGGCACCAAGGGUAAAGGUGAGAAUCACAAGUCACCUUUACUGUCUCAGCUCAGCCCUGCCUUUCUGUCAGACAUCCGCAUGGCCAUGAGCUCCAUCGGCAGCAACGUGACUCCUCAAGGCCCCCGGGCCCACGGCGGAGGUGGACUGGCGACGAUGUCUCACGGGCUGGCUGGGCGGGAGGCAGGCGAAGGGCGUGUUGACCAACCCUCAGCUCACAGCCAUACCACCUCACCCAACGGCUGCCCUGACUCCACAGACACGGAGAGCACAGCAGAGGAGCAGAGCACAAGGGCUACAGCCCCAACCAGUACCUCCAACAAUCACCACCUCCACUACCAAACCCCAGCACUGCCCCGCAGCCUCCCCACCUCCAGUCCCAGCCAGGCCAAAUACUUGGAGCCAGAUUGGGAGAGGGCAUGUGUGGUGCCCGCCCCGCCAGUGAAGAAGAUCCUGAGUUCUCCCCUUUCUUCCAGAGAGACAGUGCAGGUGCUGGACAGGAACGGCAGACCAGUGCGCUCCUUCCCCUGCCACCACUGCUCCAUCCUUUUCCUGGACCAUGUCAUGUUCACCAUCCACAUGGGCUGUCACGGCUUCCGCCAACCCUUCGAGUGCAACAUCUGCGGCCACCUCAGUCAGGACCGCUACGAGUUCUCGUCUCACAUCAGCCGCGGAGAGCACCAGGUGGGCUGAGGGAAGGUGGCCAACGGUCGGAGGAGGGGGAGGCGGCGGCUGCUUAAUUAGGUUUGGGCUCAUGUUUGUUCUGCACCAGAUGAGUUGCUUUAAAUCCCUACUGUUAGUAAAUAUAAAAAAAAUCUGGUUUUAUGUUAAGAUUAUUUAUAAGGUCCUUAAUAAAAUACAAGUAAAAAAUAAAUAAAUAUUUUUUACCGCUCCAUUAAAAGUUAAGUGGAGGCAAAUUACGUUUUUCCAAUUGAUUUCCACUCCCAAAUCAUCAAAUCAUCUGAAGCCAAACUGGUAGUUUUGCUUCAAAAGUGCCUUCUUGGGGAAUUACCUCUUAACUAAAAAACUAGGUAGGUUCCAAAAACCUUGACUAGCCAUCUUUUCCUAAGAGAUUUAGUCAGCACUUUUGAUGUCAUGCACACAGGGGUUUUAAGAAGAGCAUGGCAUGUAAAAUUGAAAGAAUAAUAGUUGUAAUGUUCAGUGUGCAGCGUGGUCUGUUGGCUCUGGUGCGUCACGUUACGCUUGAAAUGCACUGAGAGCUUUGGGCUUGGAGGGAUUUUGUCACAGACGAAGCUCAGUUAUGGAUUGCCUUAACUCCUACACUAGUUUAGUGAUGUAGGAAAACAUUGUUUACAGCUUGGUUUCACAGAGUGUGGGGUGACCUCAGAGGGGGGAGCACUUACCGCUGCACAGGGGGAAGAUAAUCAGGAGGGAAGUGACCUUGAAAACCUUCACCUUUGUAAUUUAAUGUGAAGUAGGAUUUUUUUUGGAUGUUUUAUGGGAGCCUUAGAAAAAAACUGGUGCAGAUCAGACCAUGAGCCGUGAAGUGUACAAUGAGAGCCUGACUGAGACGGUCCAGUGUGCUUUACCUACAGGACACACCAGGACAAAAUUAUUAGCUUCUCCUGGAAAAAAACUAGCUUUUGAUUUACUUUUAAAAUGUUUUUAAUUUACCUCUCCUUGCUUUUUUUAUUCAGAGCAAAACAUUUUAACAAAUCUUUUCUAAACUACUACUACCGUAAUAUAGGAAGUA
Cynoglossus semilaevis (tongue sole) is the source of this 3428-nucleotide messenger RNA. RefSeq names its product IKAROS family zinc finger 4 (gene ikzf4). NCBI's taxonomy places the organism in Eukaryota, Metazoa, Chordata, Actinopteri, Pleuronectiformes, Cynoglossidae. Gene Ontology annotation, biological process: regulation of transcription by RNA polymerase II. Gene Ontology annotation, molecular function: RNA polymerase II cis-regulatory region sequence-specific DNA binding; DNA-binding transcription factor activity. The transcript is spliced from 8 exons. Bases 683 to 2407 code for a protein of 574 amino acids. The record is from RefSeq and is a predicted model, not a curated record.